Molecule: messenger RNA, 1932 nt
Organism: Diabrotica virgifera virgifera (western corn rootworm)
Lineage: Eukaryota; Metazoa; Arthropoda; Insecta; Coleoptera; Chrysomelidae
Product: glutamate receptor ionotropic, delta-2-like
Exons: 10
Coding region: 1-1833 (610 amino acids)
Cellular component (GO): membrane
Molecular function (GO): ligand-gated monoatomic ion channel activity
Source: RefSeq, a predicted model, not a curated record
AUGAAUUUAUAUUUGGAUAUCUUAUUGAACAUUAUCGUUAAGACUUAUUUUCUAGAUAGUCGAUGUCUACUGGUUUUUACUGAUGAGGAUAAUUAUUUUGACUAUAAUGGAGACAUUCCUGUGAUUAAUAUUAAAGUCAGCAAAGACUCCAUUAAUCCACAUUUAUUUCUUCAUUAUUUUGGUUGUAAGGCAGUAUUGAUUAAAACUAAUAAUCCCGUUACAGUUUUUGAACAAUUUGAAAAUGAAAUAAGAACUAGUAUCGAACGAUUUAAUGAAAGAAAGUUCCUCAUUGCCCCAGGUCUACAUAUAAAUGAAAAUAUAACCAACAUAUUCUUAUCACACUCUAUUAGAUACGUAGUUGAUUUUGUCGCAAUAACUUUGGCAGACUAUUCUUGGAACAACAAUUCUUUCAUUUCAAAACAUAUUGAAAGGUAUAACCUUUGGACCCACAAGUAUGUAGGAUUUGACUAUUCUCAGAAAGAACUUCUGGAUACAUGGUAUUCUGUUAAUAGAUCAUUUGUUCAUAACAGCAACUUGUACGAGUAUAAACUUAAAAAUCAAAUGGGAAGAACUUUAAGAAUGGCAACAUUUCAAUAUGAACCGUACUCUAUUCCAGGAGAAACCAUCAAUGACCAUAAAGGGUCUGAACUCUAUUCAAUGAUUAUUUUCGCUAAAUAUAUAAAUGCUACACCAGAACUUGUUAUUAAUCCCAAAGAUUAUUGGGGAUAUAUUUUCGAUAACUGGACUGGUAAUGGUUUAGUGGGUAAUUUAGCAGACGAUAAAGCUGACAUAGGUUUCGCUGCCUUGUACACCUGGGAAGCUGACUAUCAUUUUUUGGACUUGUCAACAGCUUUAAUAAGAACAGGUAUAACGUGUUUAGUGCCAGCUCCUAAGUUAGCUGCUGGAUGGUUAACGCCAUUGUUUUCAUACUCUUAUCCAAUGUGGUGUUCUGUGGCAGCUAUAUUUAUUGUUUCUAUAUUAGUCCACGCUUUGAUGUUUCUUGUACAAACUACACCGCAUAGACCCAAAAAUGAGAAACUAAAUCAGAAAACAAAAUACAAAAACUCAGUGUUCGUCAUUUUUAAGUUGUUUUUGUCGCAGAUCGUACAGAAAUCUGAAAUACCACCAGGGAAACACGGAAUUAUUUUUAUGGCAGUGCUGUUCAUAUCCAGCUUUUUCUUCACCUGCAGUUACUGCAGUGGGCUAUCUACAGUUAUGACGGUACCUAUAUACGAAAAUUCUAUAAGUACUAUAGAUGACUUUGUAAACAGUAACUUAAUAUGGGUUGGAACCCACAAUGGUUGGAUUGAUUCUAUACUUCAGGCAGAUGACGAAAUUUACAAAAUAAUUGUUGACAAAUUUUUACCAAUUCCAAAUGAGGAUACACUUCGGGCGUAUUCAAAGAUGGGUGAUAAAGCUUUCGCUCUUGAACGUCUACCACGAGGUAACUACGCAAUUGGAAAGUACAUUAAGGAUGAUACUAUCGAACAUUUCCGUCUGAUGAAAGAAGAUUUCUACUGGGAAGAAGCAGUGGUAAUGACACGAAAAAGUUCGAUUCUUCUACCAGAACUAAAUAAAUUUAUUUUGCGAGUUUUUGAAGCUGGACUGAUUUCAGUUUGGCAAAAUGAGGCUGUAAUGAGCGGCAUGGAUCCCUAUAUUCAGAAAGUCGUCCAGUAUUACACCACAAACAAAGAUAGAUUCAUUGUAGAAUUAAAACUGAUCCACGUAGCUGGAGCUUUCAGUAUUUUAGGUUUUGGGUUCAUAAUUAGUACCAUUAUUUUCCUUUUUGAGAUUUCUAUCACCAAUUUAUUACAGUGUAAAAAAGUUGCUUAGAAUAUAAUGAAAAGGAACUAAUGACAAUUUUUGAUCUCAUCUGACCUCCGCCUGAAUCUAUAGAUCAUUAUAAUAUUAUAUGUAUAGUGGAAAAUAAUA